AUCUCACCCCCACACCUUCUUAUCUCUCUCUCUCUCUCUCUCUCUCUUCACCCUAUCACAAUAUCUCACCCCCACACCUUCUUAUCGCUCUCUCUCUCUCUCUUCACCCUAUCACAAUAUCUCACCCCCACACCUUCUUAUCGCUCUCUCUCUCUCUCUCUCUCUCUCUCUCUCUCUCUGUCUCUCUCUCUCUCUCUCUCUCUCACUCACUCCCUCUCUCACUCUCUCCCUACCUCACUCUCUGCCUGUUCAUGUUAUUAUCGUGCUUGUCCUUGGCUGUGAAACGACAACAAGCCGAGCAGCCAACCAGAGAGCAGGAUUUAGACUGGAUCAUGGUGCAUAGUGCUGCGGGGACAGAUAGCUGAUGUAAACAUGCCUGAAGUUCCACCUGCAGAGAGCUCGAGCGAACAGCAGCCAGAAAACACGCAGAGGAAAAGAACGUUAGAGAACACAGAAGAUUACACCGCAAAAAAGAAACAACGCUGCUGGGGUAUUUUAACUAGCCAAGGGUCAUGGGCGGACCGGUCCCCUCUCCACGAAGCAGCGUGUCAGGGCCGUCUCCUGGCCCUCAGGACCCUACUCUCACAGGGUUACAACGCAAACAUCCCUACCAUAGACCAUGUGACGCCGUUGCAUGAGGCUUGUCUGUCAGACCACGCGUCAUGCGCCAAGGCGCUUAUUGCAGCUGGUGCCAAUGUAAAUGCCACCACCAUUGAUGGGGUGACGCCACUGUUCAAUGCCUGCUCAGCGGGCAGUGCCACCUGUACAGAAGUACUGCUGGAAAACGGUGCCAAGCCCCAGUCGGAGAUGUGCCAGCCCUCGCCCAUACACGAAGCCUCCAGCAAAGGCAGAAGUGCUUGUCUGGAGUCACUGAUCACAUGGGGAGCAGACGUGGACUAUGAUAUUCCUCACCUGGGAACCCCCCUGUACAUCGCCUGCAUCUCCUCAGGACUCCAGUGCACACAGAAACUCCUCGAUGGAGGGGCCAAUGUGCAGAAGGGCAGGUUCCUGGAGAGCCCGCUCCAUGCAGCAGCUCAGAAGGACUGUCCUGAGAUUAUCAAUGUGUUGUUAGAGUUUGGAGCGAACAUUAACGCUAAAAACCUAGAGCUGAAGAGACCGGUGGAGUCAGCCCCACCUAACAGCUCAGCAGAGGAGACGUUACUGCUGUAUGAAGCAACACCUCAGCCACUAUAUCAGCUGUGUCGUCUCAGUGUCAGAGAUUAUAUGGGCCGAUCUCGACUACACCUCAUCCCUCAGCUACACCUCCCCAACCUUCUCAAACGCUUCCUCCAGUACAGAUAGAACACAUCAAUGCUCUCUCUCUCUCUUUCCCUCUCUCUCUCUCUUUCUCUCUCCCUCUCUCUCUCUCUCUCUCUCUCUCUCUCUCUCUCUCUCUCUCUCUCUCUCUGUCUGUUGCUCUCUCCCUUCUCUUUCUCUCUUUCUAAAUGAGAGCAUCGUCAUAAUAGAGGAUAUUCUUUAUCCCAUCCUCUCUUUUGUUUUCUCUCUGUUUCUCGCUCCAUCCAUUUCAUCAUCAAGUGAAUUCAUUAUUUCUCAAUGAACCUCAUUUAAAAAAAAAAAAAAAAAACAGAACCUCAAAUGCACAGAAACCCUCCCAUUCACUGACAUCUGUUUUCACUGUUUCUCUGAGGCACCUACGUACAAGGUCAUGUAAAUAUGUAUAUUCUGAUACAUUGACCAAAACAUGAGUUUGAAUGUUCAAAAGAACUAAAUAUUAACAGUGUACAAUACUGUUUUAUCAGUUCUAAUGACACCCCCACUGCAGUGAUCGUUGUGAUCCCAACUUGUCAGAAAGUUGCCUGUAAAGAUGUGUACUGGUGUAAAUCAUGUUUUUCUGCAUAAUACUAUCUAAGUCAAGUUGAUCACCUUGCAUGUUACUUUGGUUUUGUGUCCAAUAUUCCUGUCCACGCCAUACGUUUAACUGCCUAAUAUUCAUUGACCCAAAUAAUGAAAGGGGCCAUUGCAUGUUUAAUGUAAUGUAUAACAUAUAAUGUACUUUAAUGUACACAAUUCAUGUUCAGUCAUCUUGUUUGAAUAAGCUGCCUUUAUGCUAUCAAUGAUGCAAACAACAUACCAUCAUGUACCUUAAUGUACAGUGUUAUCUUGUUUGCAUCAUUGGUAGCAUAUAUAUAUAUAUAUAUAUAUUUCCCCUUAUUUUACCUGGUAAGUUGAGUGAGAACACAUUCUCAUUUACAGCAAUGACCUGGGGAAUAGUUAUAGGGGAGAGGAGGGGGGAUGAAUGAGCCAAUUGGAAGCUGGGGAUGAUUAGGUGACUGUGAUGGUAUGAGGGACAGAUUGGGAAUCUAGCCAGGACACCGGGGUUAACACCCCUGCCCUUAUGAUAAGUGCCAUGGGAUCUUUAGUGACCACAGACCACACCCAUUUAACGUCUUAUCCAAACGACGGAUAUAUGCAGCUCAUUCAUUACACAUUGAGAUGUGUACAUUAAAGAUUCAUUGACUCUGGAAAAAGUAAAAAAUAUUCAAAAUUGUACCCAUGAUACUCUGAUUGUGUCUGUCCUAUAUGAGGCUCUUAUGAUGUGAAUAAUAUUGUAUUUCAAUUAUUGUCUUAUAACAUUAGCCAACUAAUAUAUAUAUAUUAUAUAUAUAUAUAUUAAUGUGACCUGUAUAUGUAUAACUCACUGAAAAAUGUAUAGUAUUUUGCCAAAACUCAUUUCACAUACCUCUCACCUGUUUCACUCUAAUAAAUAAUCAUUUUAUUCCAUGA
Oncorhynchus masou masou (cherry salmon) is the source of this 2745-nucleotide messenger RNA. RefSeq names its product ankyrin repeat and SOCS box protein 5-like. The record is from RefSeq and is a predicted model, not a curated record. Gene Ontology annotation, molecular function: protein binding. The transcript has 7 exons. Bases 373 to 1302 code for a protein of 309 amino acids. Gene Ontology annotation, biological process: protein ubiquitination; intracellular signal transduction; positive regulation of protein catabolic process. NCBI's taxonomy places the organism in Eukaryota, Metazoa, Chordata, Actinopteri, Salmoniformes, Salmonidae.